GGAUUUCAAAAUGGACCCAAGAAGUAAACGUAUUUUAAAAGAAAUCAAAGAUUGCCAAGUUAAGGACAACUCAGGUAUUACUGUUGAAAUGGUUGAUGAUAACCCUUACCAUCUCGUUGGCUAUUUCAAAGGUCCUGACGAUACACCAUACGAGGAUGGUGACUUCCAUGUAGACAUACAAGUCCCGGAUAGCUACCCGUUCCAGCCUUUGAAAAUGAAAUUCAUUACUCGCGUUUAUCAUCCAAAUAUUUCAUCACAAACUGGACUUAUCUGUCUUGACAUUCUAGGCAAGGAAUGGUCUCCAGUUUUAACUUUAAAAUCAACUUUGAUCUCUUUACAAAGUCUACUCUGUUCACCUGCCCCUGAUGACCCACAGGAUGCAGUCGUUGCAAAAAUUUAUACCACCGAUAGGGAGAAAUUUAACAAAACAGCAAGAAUGUGGACUAAAGGCAUAUAUAAAGAAGCUGAAGGAAGCAAUUUGUCACCUGCUGCUGCUGCUGGUCUCGCUCAAAAUGAUGUCAACAAGUUUACUUCUAUGGGUUUCCUUGAAAAUAACGUCAUAGAAGUACUUUCAGCUUUAGAUUAUCGUGGUAAUAACAUUCAAAACAUCAGCGAUGACAUCGUUGUCGAACAAUUACUUUCAUAAAAUUUCAGCAUAGUUUAGAGCAUUCAUUAUCAUUUCGUAAUGUAUACAUUGUUUAAUAAAAGUCCGUCAUUGUCUAAAGUCCGUUAACAAUUGAAGCAAUUAUCAUCAUCAUUAUAAGUAAUUGCCCGUUGAAAUGUUUAGAAAGUGAAGCUCCCGAUUCACUAUCUGUUGCAGAAGGAGAGUCAGAAGCUUUUUGAUAACCUCUUAUAAGAUCUGCUCCUUUCUCGCAAAUUGCAUACGUAACUUGCAUGUGGUGUGCAGCUACUGGUAAUGGAAUUGUUGAGCUAUCGAUGACGCGAAGGUUAUCAACGUUGUAGACUCGCAUUUGUGAGUCAACUACACCACCAUUU
Molecule: messenger RNA, 996 nt
Organism: Wallemia mellicola CBS 633.66
Lineage: Eukaryota; Fungi; Basidiomycota; Wallemiomycetes; Wallemiales; Wallemiaceae
Product: ubiquitin-conjugating enzyme e2-24 kda
Exons: 4
Coding region: 11-646 (211 amino acids)
Molecular function (GO): protein binding
Source: RefSeq, a predicted model, not a curated record